CUCGGGCGCCCGCGGCGGCGACGGCGGCGCAGGGGAACCAUGACAGAAGAUGACCGAGGCGGCGCUGGUGGAGGGCCAGGUCAAGCUGCGGGACGGCAAGAAGUGGAGGAGCAGGUGGCUGGUGCUGCGCAAGCCGUCGCCGGUGGCAGACUGUCUGCUGAUGCUGGCCUACAAGGACAAGUCAGAACGCACCAAGGGACUCCGGGAACGCAGCAGCCUGACCCUGGAGGACAUCUGCGGCCUGGAGCCUGGUCUGCCCUACGAGGGCCUGGCCCACACGCUGGCCAUCAUCUGCCUGUCCCAGGCUGUCAUGCUGGGCUUUGACAGCCGUGAGGCCAUGUGUGCCUGGGACGCCCGGAUCCGCUACGCGCUGGGCGAGGUGCACAGGUUCCACGUGACGGUGGCACCGGGCACCAAGCUGGAGAGCGGCCCGGCCACCCUCCACCUCUGCAAUGACAUCCUCGUCUUGGCCAGGGACGUCCCUCCAGCCGUCACGGGGCAGUGGAAGCUGUCCGACCUCCGGCGCUACGGGGCCGUGCCCAACGGGUUCAUCUUUGAAGGCGGGACCAGGUGUGGUUACUGGGCUGGAGUCUUCUUCCUGUCCUCGGCUGAGGGGGAGCAGAUCAGCUUCUUGUUUGACUGCAUCGUGCGGGGCGUCUCCCCGACCAAGGGCCCCUUUGGGCUGAGGCCGGUUCUCCCAGACCCGAGCCCCGGGGGGCCCUCGACUUUGGAGGAGCGAGUGGCCCAGGAGGCCCUGGAAGCCCUGCAGCUGGAGAAGCGGCUCAGCCUCCUCUCACAUGCGGGCCGGCCGGGCAGCGGAGGGGAUGACCGCAGCCUGUCCAGCUCGUCCUCAGAAGCCAGCCACUCGGACAUCAGCGCUGGCAGCCGGCUCACCGCGUGGCCAGAGCAGUCCUCGUCCUCGGCCAGCACGUCCCAGGAGGGGCCGGGCCUGGCGGCUGCCCAGGCCCCCAGGGAUGCCACUCUGGGCGCCUCCAGGCUGCCCCCCACGUCGCUGCGGCCGCGGCAGCUGCGGGAGGUCGGUCGCCAGAGCUCCUCCGACAGCGGCAUCGCCACGGGCAGCCGCUCCUCCUGCUCGGGCAGCUUAUCGUCCUACGCGGGCAGCAGCCUGGACGUGUGGCGGGCCGGCGAUGACUUCGGCUCGCUGCAGAGCCUGCCACCCCUGGCUGGGGCACCCGAGCCCAGCCUGUGCACCUGCCCGCCCGGUGCAGCGGAGUACCAGGUGCCCACCUCUCUGCGACACCACUAUGACACGCCCCGCAGCCUGCGCUCGGCCCCCCAGGGUGGUCCCGACGACGGUGCUGCUGGGGACCUGGGCGGCCAGACGUCCGCCGGGUGUCCCUCUGGCUGGCUGGGCGCAAGACGGCGGGGACAGGCAACAGAGGCCCCAGGCAGCGAGGCAGCGCUGCCCAGCCCAGCCCCCGGCGAGCCCUGGGAGGCCGGCAGCCCCCACGCUGGGCCACCUCCAGCUUUCUUUUCAACAUGUCCAGUCUGUGGAGGACUCAAGGGAGCAGCUGCCUUACCCCCUGGAUCUGUGAGGACACAUUCAGGGUCCCCGGGGCCGGAGAGGACACUUGGCGAGGCACCCACCUACAUGAACAUCCCUGUCAGCCCCUCCUCCAAAAAGCAGCUGCACUACACGGGCCUGGAGCUCCCGGAGGCCAGCGCGGGGGUCCGAGGGGCCGGCACCUCCCGCUACGCACAGAUUGACAUUGCGGCCACCGAGACGGCGCACAGGGUGGGGACCCGGCACGCACAGACCCGGGAGGAGAGGCUGCCCGAGCUGGAGCAGCGGAGGAAGGGGCCGUCACCGUGAGGCCACAGCGCCAGGCCGGGGCUGGCAGACACCCACACAAUGUGGCCAGGCACGCCACCCCCUUCUGUCAGCCAUGGCUGCUGUCACGAGGGAGCCCUGGCCUCUCUACAGACAUCUCUGCUCUGUCCUCCGGUGGUCUGGGUUCAAGUCUGAGAUUCUUGACUUCCCAGCUGCAGGGGAGGGUGGGGCUGGUCUCCGUGCCCUGUGGGGGUGGGUGGAAGGUUCCAGGGCCCACACCGGCACAUUCCAGCGUGGAGCCACUUGCAGGGCUCCCCUCUCCCUGCCCGGCCUCCCGCCUCACUGGUGCCCAGUGCUGACCCUUCCCUUGAUCUGGACAAGCCAUUCUGGAUCUCAGGCGCUGAGAGGGGUCUGAUUCCAGGAGUCGGGCAGCGUCCGGGACCUGACACCGCAUCUCAGGCUGCGGGCCACCUGGGGGUGAACAGUUUCUGAGGCCUGGGAUGCAAACUGCCCUCCCCAUCCCUGGCAGAGGCGGCCACACAAUGACAGCCAUAUCCCAGCAAAGAGCAUGUCCCCAAACUGAGGCAGUGCAGCCCCUGCAGCAGAAGGAGCUGUGCCCCACACCGCCACGCCUGGCCCUCCUUCUGAGACUGCCAGCCAGGUCUUCUGGUGCCCCCCUUGCCACCUCCCUGCAGUGCCAUCUCUGUGCCACCCGCUGCUGACUUGGAACGGGAACCUCGGCCAGCCAGGGUGGGAAGGACUGUCCACCUGUCAGCUGCCAGCGUUGCCGAGAGGCCAGGAAUUGACCUGACCACUGGCUUCUUGGGACCCAUUAGUCAGUCAUGUACCUAGUUUAUGUUGUUACUGUUCCGUUUUU
Molecule: messenger RNA, 2669 nt
Organism: Cynocephalus volans (Philippine flying lemur)
Lineage: Eukaryota; Metazoa; Chordata; Mammalia; Dermoptera; Cynocephalidae
Gene: DOK7
Product: docking protein 7
Exons: 10
Coding region: 50-1834 (594 amino acids)
Biological process (GO): positive regulation of protein tyrosine kinase activity; neuromuscular junction development
Molecular function (GO): protein kinase binding
Source: RefSeq, a predicted model, not a curated record